GGGUUCACACACCCGCGGGGGGCGCUUCCUUAAAUAGCCGGGAAGCGUCCGCGCGCGGGCCUGGAGCCUGUAGGACCCGGACUCGGGGCGCCGCGCCCGCCGGCACCGGGGCGCAGGGCUCACCAUGCCGGCGGACACGCCGGGGAAGCCGAGAACCUCGCCGCGGACAGUCGCGCUCGCCAGCGCCAGCCGAACCCCCAACCGACUCCGGAGUGCGGCCGCGCACCGGAAGUCCUCCAAGCCGGUCAUGGAGAAGCGGCGCCGAGCGCGAAUCAACGAGAGCCUCGCUCAGCUCAAGACCCUCCUCCUGGACGCGCUCAGGAAAGAGAGCGCCCGCCACUCGAAGCUGGAGAAGGCGGACAUCCUGGAGAUGACCGUGAGGCACCUGCGGAGCCUUCGGCGCGGGCCAGGGGCAGCCGCGCUGGGCGCCGACUCCGCCGUCCUGAGCAAGUACCGCGCCGGCUUCAGCGAGUGCCUGGCCGAGGUGCACCGCUUCCUGGCCGCCUGCGAGGACAUCCCGGCCGACGUGCGCUCCCGCCUGCUCGGCCACCUGGCGGCCUGCCUGGGCCAGCUGGGUCCCCCGAGCCGCUCGGCGCCCCCGGCCCCCGCUACGGAAGGUCCCACGCCAGAGGUCUACGUGGUCCGCCAGCCGCUGCCGGGUUUCGACGGCCCCUUCCCCACGCUGCGCCCUGAAACGGCCUUCGCGCCGCUGCUCCUGCAGGGCCUGACCCGUGCGCCCCCCGCCGCCCCCUCGGCGGGGCUGCAGGGCCGCAGUGCGCCCUGGAGGCCUUGGCUGCGGUGAGGCCGCCCCGAUCCAGAGCCGCGGCCUUUGCUGAGACUGUAACGAGGAAUAUUUAUUUCCAGCGGCUGCAGUGAGA
Eptesicus fuscus (big brown bat) is the source of this 878-nucleotide messenger RNA. It is a transcript of the gene HES4, whose product is annotated as hes family bHLH transcription factor 4. Gene Ontology annotation, molecular function: protein dimerization activity; RNA polymerase II cis-regulatory region sequence-specific DNA binding; DNA-binding transcription factor activity, RNA polymerase II-specific. Gene Ontology annotation, cellular component: nucleus. NCBI's taxonomy places the organism in Eukaryota, Metazoa, Chordata, Mammalia, Chiroptera, Vespertilionidae. The transcript has 4 exons. Gene Ontology annotation, biological process: anterior/posterior pattern specification; regulation of transcription by RNA polymerase II. The record is from RefSeq and is a predicted model, not a curated record. Bases 125 to 802 code for a protein of 225 amino acids.